Messenger RNA from Oncorhynchus kisutch (coho salmon), 1909 nucleotides. RefSeq names its product elongation of very long chain fatty acids protein 6. The coding region runs from base 286 to 1089 and encodes 267 amino acids. Gene Ontology annotation, biological process: very long-chain fatty acid biosynthetic process; fatty acid elongation, polyunsaturated fatty acid; fatty acid elongation, saturated fatty acid. Gene Ontology annotation, molecular function: fatty acid elongase activity. NCBI's taxonomy places the organism in Eukaryota, Metazoa, Chordata, Actinopteri, Salmoniformes, Salmonidae. The transcript is spliced from 4 exons. The record is from RefSeq and is a predicted model, not a curated record. Gene Ontology annotation, cellular component: endoplasmic reticulum; endoplasmic reticulum membrane.
AGUUUUUUUUAUUAUCGUCAAGACCAGUAUGCAGGGGAUCUAGUUGCAGGCAUUUCUUUUUACGCUUGAUACUUUAGGAGGUUAGCCCGGAGCAAGGAGUUUGGGGUAGCCAGGCAAGAGGGGAAGUGAUUGCGCUCGGCUACUGUGCGUGAGUGACAGCCGGGAAGUGCAUCUCUACUCUCAACUGCAUCCUCCCAUUUGCUCCCAAACCUAGAUAAUUCAACCCAACAGACAGGGUGAAAACAUAGACCAGGAUUUUUACUGGAGGAAACUGAAAUUACGAAAAUGAACGAGACAGAACACAUCCCGCUUGCAGAAUACGAUUUUGAGAGAAAAUUUGAUGAAAAGGGCGCUCUCGAAUGGAUGCAAGAAAACUGGAGCAAGUCCUUUAUGUUCUGUGGACUGUAUGCUGCAAUCAUCUUCGGGGUCCAACACUUCAUGAGAGAGAGGCCCAAGCUGAACCUGCGCCGACCACUUGUCCUCUGGUCACUCAGUUUGGCUAUCUUCAGUAUCAUCGGAGCUGUCAGGACCGGAUGUUACAUGUUCCAUGUCCUCAACAAAAGUGGCUUUAAGCAGUCGGUGUGUGACACCAGCUUCUACAGCGCUCCUGUCAGCAAGUUCUGGGCCUACGCCUUUGUCCUGAGCAAGGCCCCUGAGCUGGGCGACACGGUGUUUAUCGUGCUCCGUAAGCAGCGCCUCAUCUUCCUGCACUGGUACCAUCACAUUACCGUGCUGGUCUACUCCUGGUACUCCUACAAGGACCAGGUGGCCGGUGGUGGCUGGUUCAUGACCAUGAACUACCUGGUCCACUCCUUCAUGUACACCUACUAUGCUGCCCGGGCGGCGGGUUACCGGGUGCCCCGACCCUGCGCCAUGGUCAUCACGGCCACCCAGAUCAUGCAGAUGGUGAUGGGGCUUGCUGUCUUAGGCUUGGUCUACCACUGGAUGCACGAAGUGCGCUGCCCGUCUUACGUGCCCAACAUCGCCUGGGGCUCACUCAUGUACCUCAGCUACCUGCUCCUGUUCGCCUCCUUUUUCUACAAGUCCUACCUCAAGGUUGCCGCUGACAAGGAGUCCAAGGCCAAGUAGGGGCUGGAUUCGUCAGAGGCAAGUUGUAUACUGGGCAAGUCAUAUUUAAGAGUGUGCCUAGUUGAGAAGAAUAUUGCGUUGUGCCAUAAUGUGUGAGUCACAACUGGUUUUUGCUGGUUGCUGGGUCCACGUCAAUUGUGGCAAGCCAAUUUCUUCCCACCCCAACUUUGUAUUGCUGUAGCUCAUCUAACUCAUUAGAACCCUGGAUAACACGAUAAUGGAACGGUUGUUGAGAGUGGACAGGGGAACCAGUGCAUGAUCAGGACACAUUAAUAUAAUAUCCCAUUAAAUUUAAAAAAGGCGAUAGAGAGUGCAGCUCAGUUUGAAUAAAAGUACUACUCACUGCAUUUUGAUUUCGUGGCAUUGUUAAUCAAUCUUUUUAACCAGCUGCUUCAGUCAGAAUCUAGUGAAAAACACAGCCAUAUGAGUCCUGAGGUUUCUCCAAGGGCAGUUUACAACCGCGUUUGCAGUCUGCACGUUCAAUGAAUUCGACAGUCACUUACAGGACAUUAUUCAUGCCGAAAGGCUCUAACUUGUAGUGAAAUCUGGUGCUUUUUAGACCAGCGCUGAGAAUUGUCUCACUGUAUUAGACCUCACAACCCUAUAGUAUAACGAAGUGACGAUCAAAAGGAACCAAUGCACUGAUUAAUGUGUCCAUUGUAAAUAAUAUAUCUUAAGAAUUUAUUUAUUUUCUUAAAAUCUAAAGUCUAUGGUGGUCCUUGGAGUGUACCAGGAAAUAGUGGGACUCAGUACGUUUCUGCCUGUCUUAAAUUGUGCAGUAUGAGUUGUGCACUUUUGUAUUUGAAAUGUUUUUCUUUAC